Messenger RNA from Dentiscutata erythropus, 1407 nucleotides. The record is from the annotation of a GenBank genome assembly. NCBI's taxonomy places the organism in Eukaryota, Fungi, Glomeromycota, Glomeromycetes, Diversisporales, Gigasporaceae.
AUGACGACAUCGACUAAAUCAUAUCAAGAUAAACGUCAUGAAGAGAUUAGUACUAAAGGAGGAAAGGGGAGGUCAAGUAGAAUAAGCCCUCAUGCUACAUGCGUAGAAGAGGAUUACUCCAUGGAAAGUGCUGAAGAAGAUAUUAUUCCAUCAAGACGUUCUCUAAAUCGUCAAUCAGGGAUUCACAUACGGCCUCACGAGGCUCCAAUGCGCCCUGAAAUUCAUGUGCCUCAACCAAGUCCAAUACGGCCAUCAUCACGUCAAUAUUCACCAAUAAAUUCCCAGCCACAAAACACUAGGCCGCAAUAUAACAAUCAAUUGGAUAAUGUGCAGACUCCUAGCUCUGCUGCCACAAGUUCAAGAAUUACUAUCACUAUGACAAGCAUCACCACUAGCAGUCCACAAAAUUCUAACACGACUACUUAUGUUACAACUGAGAUAGCACCCAGUGACAAUUCUAACACAUCUGAGUCGACCUCAAGUGAGAGUCAACAAAGCGAAAUUUCAACUAACAUCAAUCCAGCUACACCUGUUACUAGAACCACAAAUUAUUUUCAUUCACAAAGUAAUCUGCAACAUCAAGCAAAUUCUGUAAGCACAUCAUAUCCAGUGACACAAAAUCCACCAAACAUAAGACUUACAGGUCAUAGUCAAACAACCAUGACGGGCGCAACAAACUAUUCUCAUAAUAACACAAUGUAUUAUAAUCCACAACCUAACACUGAUGCCUAUCAACAGACAAAUUAUCCUACUCCCGUUGCUUCACGAGCGUAUAACACUGGUACAUUCACUAACCCUGCAUCUUCUUUUCAAGAUAUUCCAUCAACUUCAAACGACAAUUCUUCAAUAAAAUACAUGGAUAACACUCCAACAAUUCCAUACCGCAAUUAUUCGUCACAUUAUAGUGAUCCUACUUCUCAUUGUAGUCAAUCCACAACUAUUCCAUAUAUGUGGAGUUCCAAUAAUCCAUGCUCUGCUGGUCCAUCAACAUCAAGUUUGCAAAAUAACGGAAACUCAUUUCAAUCUAAUGUUAGUGAAUCAAAUGCACCAUCAACCUGCGGUUCCGAAUGUUGUAUGGGUAAUAGUAAAUUUGCGGGAUCAAGACCACGGUAUUAUCGUCUUCCCGUUAUCAGCACUCUUAGUACAGUUUAUGAUGUAUGGAAUGAAUGGAAUGUUGGACUUGAUGGCAAUCCAUCAGUUGUUAUGAUGAUGGAAUCAUAUGGAAACAAGUGGCUUCUCGACAAUAGUGUUGUUUUAGCACCUAGAAAAAAAGUAAUUAAAGAAGUUCAGCGUAGAGCGCUAGAGGUAGGAUUGGAUGAUGCCUUGAGCGAAUUAGAAAAAAUAAAAGGCACAAAUGAUUUGGUUUGGUUGGCUGAAAAAAUAUCUAUGGAGGCAAAUAUUAGUUGA